Molecule: messenger RNA, 1254 nt
Organism: Arctia plantaginis
Lineage: Eukaryota; Metazoa; Arthropoda; Insecta; Lepidoptera; Erebidae
Source: the annotation of a GenBank genome assembly
AUGUUGAUCAAGAACAUUUUCAUCGAGUUACGCUCUCGCCUGAGAAGCUGCAACGUUUUUAUUACGACUGGAGUCGAUUUUACAAAGAACUGUAAUUUAAAAAUAAGUAUACAAGCCAACUGCAUCGUCCUGAACUAUUACAAAGACGAUGACAGGUCGAAGAGACGAGACAGUUUGUCAUCCAUAGAAAGUCUCUCCGACUGCUCUUCAGAUGAUGACGAAGAAGUCAGCUAUGUCAUCCCUGUGAGGGAGUUCUGCCAGAUAAUACCAAAUUCUAUGUCAUGUCUCAAAAUAGAUAAGAGCACCAUAUCGUUCAGGAUUCUCACUGAACCUAAGAACGGCGGUAAUUUCUACAAGGAAUUGCUUUUAACUAAUAAUUUAGAAACGACCACUAAAAGCAAUCUGUUAAAACUGAACGUCACAGUGGGCGAAGAGCUUAAAAUCACUUGUGCUAACUGUUCAAAUGUUGUUUCCAACACUGGUGUUAAAUUUAACAGAAUCCUGGAAUUACCAACAGCAAAUUUGGAUAUGACCGAAUGGUUCUGCCACGGACAUGGCCACUCGCAUGGCAACUCGUCGCAAGCUGAACCCAUAAAUUUGCAGCCAAACAAGACUGAUUUUCUGUACAGGCUGACAUUCUUUGUCGUCAACAACACAAUCCUUGCAGAAAAAACUAAUAAAUUCAACUCGAAAAGAGAGGUUUACCAUUGCAACCGUUGCCUGGCGUGGCUCGGAUUAAAAAAUAAGGAUACAGUUAAAUUAUUCAAUUCGGAAGUUAAAAUUCAGCAAAAUAAUGUAGAAAAAUGUGUAUUUGCUGUUAAAUCUCUUCAAAAUAUACAUACCAAUGAUUUUAUUUACACCAUUGAGAAUGUGACCAGAGAAUUCAACUUAGGUUUUCAAUACACAGUCAUGUGUAAAAUAAUAUUAGAAUGCACAAUAUCAGCUUCUAAAAAACAGUUUUUACUCAUUUGGGUGAUGGAUAAAGAGCUCCAAGUCCUAAGAAAUAAUGUGGAAAAGAUUUUGAGUGAGAAAGUUGAACUCCAAUCUAGUUUUGUGACCAAAAUUUUGUUUAAAGUGGAAUUUUGUAUGAAUGAGGAGGUUGAAUCGUGGCUGUCGGACCCCACCGUGGUCUCCACCGACAUAUCCAAGGGUAUGUUCAGCAAUGGUCUCGCGCAUCUGCAGAAAAUGUCUUUGAAAGUGCCCGAGUCCUUUCGAAACACGAAUGGGUACUGUGUAAGCUACCUGAAAGUUUGA